This is a messenger RNA of Diatraea saccharalis (sugarcane borer), 3671 nucleotides long. NCBI's taxonomy places the organism in Eukaryota, Metazoa, Arthropoda, Insecta, Lepidoptera, Crambidae. The record is from the annotation of a GenBank genome assembly.
UUCUGCGACAUCACGGGCACGGCCCCUCCAACCGCGGCGCUCACACCGACCGCCACGCAGUCUUCCCGCGCGGUCCACACGUGCGUCAAGCGUGCCUUCACAUCGCCUACGAACGUUAAAACGAAACUGAAACACUUAAAAGUGCGCCGGGAAUCAAUCAAUUCACGUAAUAAAUUGUGCCAAACUGUGAACAUCGAGAUUGGGACUCUACAUACAGUGCAAACUCCAGUGCCCAUCAAUCUUAUGUAGCAAUUGAAUAUUAUUUUCUUCAUUGAUAGACUUAUUAGAUCUUCCGUAGCACCGGAAAGCGGUUAAUUAAUUAAUGGAAUUAAUUAAAUUGUUCACAUUUGUCGGAUAAAAUUUAGGACAAGUGACUGAGAAUAUUUAAAUGCGACCAGAAAACCUCGAGUCGCCGCUGUCAGCUCCACGCAACAAGACCAGCGUGUACGCUAUGAAUGAUCAGACUUUUCACACUCCAUCAUUCGGCGAUGAGGAAUUUGACAUCCCUAUGAUGCACGGACAGCAUACAUCGAGCGCGGCCGUGCAGAGCACGCAUAUACAGUACGCCCAACUACACCACGCGGCGCCACAGGUACGUAAACAGGUUGGUAUGAUGAACCCGGCACAAGAUGGGCUGGCACCUCCCGGUGGUGCGCCUUCCUAUCAACAACCUUUAUACUUACAAGAACCACACACACCUGUUACUACUCACAGUGGUGCCGGUGCUCCUGCUGGUAAUUAUAUGAUUCAGCAGCAACCUGGAGGCCAACAAAGAUUAUUGAUGAUGCAGCCGACUCAAGUGAUGAGUGGACCUCCUACGCCCAGCACUCCAACCCAACCGUCGGGACCUGUCUAUGGCUCACCACAGAGAGCUUCACCUCCAGGAACAACCAGUGAUGACUCUGAUGACAGUGUACCUUCACAUCACUCACAGUUGCCUGGUGAUGCGGAAAGCCUUCUGCCUAUCCAUUAUUGCUCAGCGAGCCGGCAGCAACAAACUACGCUUCAUCAGCAGAUGGGAGUUAAUAAUAUUGGUGUAAAACGAUCAUCUCCUGAACCUAUGGAUAAUGGCAUGAACCGAGGGCAAAUGCAGAAAAAACCUAAAGUCCAAAAGAAAAAGAAAAAACGAGACCCAAAUGAACCACAAAAACCUGUAUCAGCAUAUGCCUUAUUUUUCCGAGACACUCAAGCUGCAAUAAAAGGGCAAAAUCCUAAUGCUAGUUUUGGUGAAGUUUCGAAAAUUGUAGCUUCUAUGUGGGAUGGACUUGAUUCUGAACAUAAAAGUGUAUAUAAGCAAAAAACAGAAGUUGCUAAGAAAGAAUAUCUUAAAGCCCUUGCUGCUUAUAGAGCUAGCCUAGUAUCAAAGGGAAGUGACCAAGAAAAUCAAGCAAUGUACAAUCAUCCCAACAAUACUAAUACAUCAUAUAGUAACUAUUAUCAAGGACAAUCAUAUGGCAGUGGUCAUUCCCCGCAAGGAUUUGUAACAAAUUCUGUACCACAAGGAUACACCCCACAGAAUUAUCCUGGAAACCAAGCUCAAACUGCUUAUCCUGGACAAACACCACAAGGCUACUCCAAUCCCCAACAAUCACCACAGAGCUAUCAAGGAAAUAUGGCACACGCACCACAGACAUAUCAGGGUGUGCCAAGUCAGCCCCCACAAGGAUAUCAAGUCAACCCUGCCUCCUCACCCCAAGGCUGCCAACCAAAUAUAGCUCAGUCACCUAGAAGUUAUCAGCCAGCACAAUCUCCAUCAAGCUAUGCAGGGAACUCUGGUCUUUCCCCACCUGGCUACAGACAAGUUCAGUCACAGUCUCCUCCGAUGGGAUCUGUUCAUCCAGCGAUGCAAUAUCACCACUCUCAACAGCAAAUACAACAAGCUCACCAGCAGAUGCAACAAGCACAUCAGGUACAAUAUCAACAACAGCAACUACAACAACAGCAACAACAACAACAGCAGCAGCAGCAGCAACAACAACAACAGCAACAGCAGCAGCAGCAACAACAACAACAACAACAACAACAGCAGCAACAACAGCAGCAGCAACAACAACAAUCACAACCAACAUCUCAACAAUCAACCCAAAAUCAAGUUCCAAAGCCUGAACCACAUUCGCCAAACAGCAAUGGUAGUUCUGGCAUGCCACAGCAGUCACCAGAUCAAAAUGAAAAUAGAAGCACAACAUCAUGCAUUCGUCAGGGCUGUACAAAUCCAGCCAUAGCUAACAGCGAAUGGGAAGAUGAAUAUUGUUCCAACGAAUGUGUUGUUAGUCACUGCAGAGAUGUCUUCAGUUCAUGGGUGGCAUCCAACACCAACAACCAGAUGCAAAACUUUUCUGCAGUAAAAUGAAAUGAAUGUACAUAUCAAUAUUAACUGUAAUUAUAAAAUUAGUUUCUAUAAUGACUCUAGAAAUAUGUAAAUUAAGCAAGUUUAUUUUUACUUGUUACAAUUAUUUAGAGUAAAAAAAAAAGUUCACCAAUCAUCUCCUUUCAAUUAGGAGUAAGUUUUUGAAUCAUAAAUAUUAUAUUAGAUAUAUAUAAUGUUAUUAAUUUUACGCAUUUGGAAGCAUUUUAGUCACAAUUGAAUUGAUUUUAAAAAUCUUUAAUUUUCGUAACAAUGGCAUUAUAGUAACAAAAUAGUAAUAAUACCUCAAGUACAAACUUUUGAGGGGUUUGUAAUGAAUAAAAUAUUUUCCGAUUUGUAUAAGUACGACAAGUCAUAACGAACAAGCAUGUCUUUGUUUCAUAUCUGGGUGUAAGUGUUCUAAUACAUGAUGUUUUAUUACAUGGAGAUAUAAUAGUAAUAAAUGCUUCUACAAACAUAGAAUUAGUAGUAAAGUUACUAUUUGCUAUUAAUAGAAUAAAGUAUGAUAUCAAAAGAUCCUAUGAAAGUUAAAGCUAUGAUCUAAUUAGAUAUAAAAUACAAAGUGAGCAUUUAUUAGUUUACAUACAUAAAUUAUAUUCGCACUUUAAUUUAGAAAAUAACUGAUUAUAGGUAUGCCUAAAGUCUACCAAUAUUGAUAAAUAAAGCAAUCCUUGCCUUAUGUAUUAUAAUAAUGUGUAUCUUAGAAAUAAUUUACUCAUAAACUAGCUCUGAGCUCGAAUAUAAAAGGCAUGUCAUUACGUAUUUGUUUGAAAAUAUAACAUUGUUGUUUAUACCUUUCAGUAUUGUUAUUGUAACGUAAUUAAAGCUAGCAUAUUAAUAAUAAAUCGAUAAGUUUUGAUAGAAAUGACAAAACGUUUUUUGCAAAAUUAUAAAAAAAAUAUUUCAAUUGCUUAAAUGAUAUAUUUCAUUUCGCUUUUUGGCCAUCUCAAUCAAUAUUGUCUUGAUUCGUUAAGCGUUUUACAUUGAUUAAUGUAAAAUUAAUGUACAGUUCUAAGAUACCUACAUAGCAAUAUUUAAUUUUCUACUAGUUGCGUUUAGAAUUAUAGGAUUUAGCUGGACCAAAAUUUUCUUUAUUAAAAUGAAAGAUGUUUAAAGAUAUCUAAACCAUAAGUCUUAUGUAUAUUCAAAGUAAUAUGUAAAUAAACACGCAAUAAUAGUAGUAGGUACUUAGAGUAGAAACUACUUAAAACAUUAUUCCAGUUUAUGUUAUUUAUUUCGUAAACUUGUUAGAACUUUGAAUAGAUAUUCUAGUAGGUAUCAAAAUAAUCUUUUAUAAGUGUAAUAU